Messenger RNA from Girardinichthys multiradiatus, 2408 nucleotides. It is a transcript of the gene casp9, whose product is annotated as caspase 9, apoptosis-related cysteine peptidase. The transcript has 10 exons. Bases 139 to 1449 code for a protein of 436 amino acids. Gene Ontology annotation, biological process: proteolysis; intrinsic apoptotic signaling pathway in response to DNA damage; regulation of apoptotic process. NCBI's taxonomy places the organism in Eukaryota, Metazoa, Chordata, Actinopteri, Cyprinodontiformes, Goodeidae. The record is from RefSeq and is a predicted model, not a curated record. Gene Ontology annotation, cellular component: cytoplasm.
CCUGUUGUCUGUGAGCAAACGGGUUUCUUUUUCACGAAACAGUAGGUCCUAAACUGACCUUGAAAAGAUAAAUACAUCGCCUUUUUAUUCAUAUUUCUGUCUCAUCACUUGGUAAGUAAUACGCUGACUGAUUGAAGAAUGGAGGAGCAACACAAGAAGAUUCUUCAGCAAAACAGGACCAAUAUAGUUAUAGAUUUGGAUCCUUCAGGCGUCUAUGACGCCCUUUUUCAAAAGGGAGUUUUCACCCAGGACAUGAUUGAUGAGAUCAAGAGCUCUGGGACCAGACGAGACCAGGCCAGACAGUUAGUCCGGGACUUAGAAACCAGAGGGAGUCGAGCCUUUCCAUUAUUCCUGGAGAGUCUACGUGAAUCGGGUCAGCAGGGUCUUGUUGAAAUCCUGCUAAACGGGGCUCCGACAGUUCAACUUCAGCCUGCUGUACCUACAGUGGUCCGCCCUAUUGUACAACCACUGCCAAUCAUUACAGAUUCUUCUGUGGAUAUUGGUAAACAAAGCCAAGAUAUUGUCCCCAGCUAUCCUGUAGAGAGGCCCAACAACUCUCCCAGUCCAACACCUGACAAUGGGCAUCUUAAACCAAGGCCACCAGACAGAACACGUCGGGAUAGUCUUCGGUGCUAUAAAAUGGAUUCCAGCCCAUGUGGUCACUGCCUCAUCAUUAACAACGCAGAGUUUGAACCUGGGUGUGUGCUCAGCGAUCGCAAAGGCUCCAACAUAGACUGUGACAAGCUGAAGAGAAGAUUCAUGGCACUCAACUUUACUGUUGAAGUCAAAACAAACUUGAAACAAAAACAAAUCAUACAUGAACUGUCAGCUUUGUCUAGAAAGGAUCACUCCCAAUAUGACUGCUGUGUGGUUAUCAUGCUCUCCCACGGGACUGAGGUGAGACACAGCCGUUUCCCUGGCGCUGUGUAUGGAGUGGACGGACAGUGUGUCAAAGUUCAGAACAUCACAAACUACUUAAAUGGCCAGAACUGCCCUUCUUUGCAAGGAAAACCCAAACUGUUCUUCAUUCAGGCCUGUGGAGGAGAGGACAGAGACAUAGGUUUUGAGGUGUCCCCUGAGGAGGCUCAUCCAUCAGUGGGUGGAGAAGACGACCAAACAGAUGCCAUCCCGACGUCGUCCAGCAGCGACUCUCUGAGCACGUCUGAUGAGGUGGACGCCAGAACAUCACUGCCCACCCCGAGUGACAUCCUGGUGUCCUACUCUACUUUCCCUGGUUACGUUUCCUGGAGAGACACUCGGGCAGGCUCUUGGUAUGUCGAAAUACUGGACCGCAUCCUUGAAGAGAACGCAGCCACUGAUGACUUGGUCACCAUGCUGAUGAUGGUAAACCAUGAGGUUUCCCAAAACUCUGCUAAAGGGCUCUACAAGCAGAUGCCUGGUUCCUUUAACUUCCUUCGAAAACUUCUUUACUUUCAAACCUCAGCCUAGUGGAAGACUGCCCCUCUUCAGGGCAUAUUUGAUUUGUUAAAAGGGAGAAUACACUUUUUUGUAAGAUGUAACUGUUGUACGGAAAUGUCUUAAUGCUGAUAUUUUUAACUGUUGCUUACAUUUCUAAAUGGACUUUCUGGGUAAAAUGUAGCAUUAAUUCUGCUAAGACUAUGAUUCCAUGCUGUAAAAACUUAGGGUUGUUUUAUUUGUGGAGGCUUUCUGUAUGUAUCAGCCAAAAAAGUCAAGAAAUUAAUCCAAUAUCCUCUGCUGUACAUUAGGGUUAAAACCAGUUCUGCUCUGUAAAGAUAAAAACAACGUUUAUCCUCAUUCGUUCGUUCAUAUAGGUCUGGUUACUGUACUGACACAACCCCAUUAUAAGUUGUACCUGCGUUCAAGAAUGAAUGUGCACAAUCUGAGAGAAAAUGGAAAAAAGACAAAACAUGUUUAGAAGGUUUGAAUAACAGUUUGGAUCAAUAUCAAACAGAUGUGAAGGAUGAUAAAUGAAAAGUUCUCACAUCUUCUCUCUUCUCAACAUCAGUAGACCUCAAGAUCUUUUUAAUGAUGAUCCAUUUCUGCUGUGAAUUGUUUCUCUAUUGUACACCGAGGUUUUCAACUGGAUUACGUUUGUGUGUUUGCCCUUUUCAACUGAUGUUGUGGAGGAUAUGCGAUGUACAGCAUUACUUUCUAUUUGUAUAAAUACCUUUUGAUACAUUCAGUAAUGUAGUCUUUUAUUGCAAAGUAAUUAUCUGCCUUUUCUGUGGUGAAGCCUCUCAACUAGAAGUAAAAUUAGGCCCUUGAAUUCUCUCAACCUUUACAAAUAUUUUCAAACUGCCUUUUUAUUCUAAGGUUUUUAAGAAAAUGUUUUUAAUCCAUCCGCAAUAUUUUUUGAGGACAAUCGAAUUCAUAUAAGUCUGUGCCUUGCUUUUGAAUGUGCCAUCAAAUUAAAUACUGCUUUUAAA